UUUUUUGAGACAAGGUCUCAUUCUGUGACCCAGGCUGGAGUGCAGUGGCAGGAACAUGGCUCACUGCAGCCUCGACCUCCUGGGCUCAAGGGAUCCUCCUGCCUCAGCCUCCUGUGUAGCUGGAACCACAGGCAUAAACAACCACACCCGGCUAAUUUUUAUUUUAUUUCAUUUUUGUAGAGACAGGGUCUCACCAUGUUGCCCAGGCUGGUCUCAAACUCCUGGCUCAAGCUAUCCUCCUUCCUUGGCCUCUCAAAAUGCUGGGAUUACUGGUGUGAGCCACCACACCACCCUCCCGUAUACUCUUUUUUCUUUUCUUUUUUUUUUUUGAGUCAGGGUCUCACUCUGUCUCCCAGGCUGAAGUGUAGUGGUGCAAUCAUAGCUCACUGCAUCUUCGAACUCCCUGGGCUCAGAUAAUCCUCCCACCUCAGCCUCCCAAGUAGCUGGGACUGCAGGCACGUGCCACCAUGCCCUCCAUAUAAUUUAAAUAAUCUCUAGAUUACUUAUAAAACCUGAUACAGUGUAAAUGCUAUGUAAAUAGUUAUACACUUUUUUUUUUAUUGUGGUACUAUUACUAUAUUUUGAAAUGGUCUCUCUGUCACCCAGGCUGGAGUGCAGUGGCACAAACGUGGCUCACUGCAGCCUUCUAGGCUCAAGCGAUCCUCCUGCCUCAGCCUCCCAAGUAGUUGAGACCACAGGCAUGUGCCACCACACCUGACUAACUUUUAAAUUUUUUGUAGAGCUGGGGUCUUGCUAUGUUGCCCAGGCUGGUCUCGAGUGCCUGGGUUCACUCAAUCCUCCCACCUUGCCCUCUUAAAUUGCUGGGAUUACAGGUGUAAACUGGAGCAGAAGCCUGGGCGGCCGGUAGUGAGGGGCUUUGAUGUUAGGCUAAAGGAUUCAGGCUCAUAAUGGAUCUUGGAUCCCUGCCUACCCACCACCCACUUCCCUUUUUUGGUUCUGCUUUGUCUUAGGCUCAGUUCUCAUCCUUCCUGUAUUGAGCUUGAACGUACCCUGUCUGGCCUUGCUUUCCUUGCUCUGUCUUUAGUCUGGUUCUGUGCCAGCUCCACCUUUGCCCAUAUAGGGACUGGCAGGUAUCCCUGAAACCUAAAACUCUGCCCUGAAUUAAACUCAUCAGAGGAGACUUAAACAUCACAAGCUGAGGCUCUUUGCUCUGUCUGUCCCUGUCUUUCUAGAGGAUAGAGAAGCUGCCAUUUUUCUGGGUGUGGCUUACCUGCUUGGCUAGUGCCCUGGGAUCUUGAGGCUCAGUGAUCAAAGCCUGUAGCCCUAUAACCUGCCCGCUUGCCAACUCUUUUUGCUGCUCAGGAGUUCCUGUGAAUUCAGCAGAGCCCGGGGAAGUCAGAUCCUAAAUCCCGACAGCUUUAUGGAGCCCAGGCCUGGCAGGCUCCCAGAACUUGAAGCCACCAGACCCCACAUGGAACCAAAGGCCUCCUGUCCAGCUGCUGCACCCUUGAUGGAGAGAAAAUUCCAUGUUCUUGUGGGUGUCACGGGGAGUGUCGCAGCCCUGAAGUUGCCUCUUCUGGUGUCAAAGCUUUUGGACAUUCCUGGGCUGGAAGUAGCAGUGGUCACAACUGAGAGAGCCAAACAUUUCUACAGCCCCCAGGACAUUCCUGUCACCCUCUACAGCGACGCUAAUGAAUGGGAGAUGUGGAAGAGCCGCUCUGACCCAGUUCUGCACAUUGACCUGCGGAGGUGGGCAGACCUCCUGCUGGUGGCUCCUCUUGAUGCCAACACUCUGGGGAAGGUGGCCAGUGGCAUCUGUGACAACUUGCUUACCUGCGUCAUCCGGGCCUGGGACCGCAGCAAGCCCCUGCUCUUCUGCCCGGCCAUGAACACCGCCAUGUGGGAGCACCCGAUCACAGCGCAGCAGGUAGACCAGCUCAAGGCCUUUGGCUAUGUCGAGAUCCCCUGUGUGGCCAAGAAGCUGGUGUGCGGAGAUGAAGAGAUGGGGUUUUACCAUGUUGCCCAGGUUGGUCAUGAACUCCUGGACUCAAGUGAUGCUCCUGCCUUGGCCUCCCAAAGUGCUGUGAUUACAGGCAUGAGCCAUGGUGCCUGGCCUGAAGAUAUUCAUCAAGACCUUUGGAGUAGAAAUGGGUCUGCUUUUCUUGUCACAAGCUAACAGAGGAAAAUGAAUUUUGAGUAUCCUUGUGUGCUUUUAAUAAACCUUUGAGAUCCCUGAUCUCAAGGAGCUUAUGUUCUUAUAGGAGAAAGAUUCACAGUGAUCAAAUAACAGCAAACAAUGAAAGUGAGACUGUGUGGCAUGGACUCUACUUCAGAAUUGAGCAGUCAGGAUGGGUCCCCUGGACGGAACAGAACUUGGGCUGGGGCUUACAGGAGGACCAAGGAUACAAAGGGUGAAGACAUGCUGCUAUGUGCUUGAUGUAGGACACCCAGGGAGGAACUCCGGCUCCACGUGCUGGGGAGGUUGGGAGCUGUUCAGUAGGGGAGGCACACGGUGAGUGUGGCAUGCGGUCAAGAUCAGCGGGGCGGUAUGUGCAGAACAAAUUGGGUCUGGAUUGAGAAGCUGGAGUCUAGGAGGAAGCCAGGAUGCUGAGAAGGGGAAUCUAGGUUGUGCUGAAGGCCUUGACCACACCCCUGAUUCUGGAAAAGGGGUGACAAAAGUAACAAUGUGAAGAAAAAUCAACACCAUUAUAAACUGUAAAAACCACAGUCUUUUCCAAAGGUGGUGUGUACUAAAAACAAAACAAAACACAAUAUCCAACAAACAAACAAACAAAAAACAACCCACUGUCCUUGUGGCCAGUGGAGGGAGGGAGACUAAAUGACACUGUAUGUGUGUGUUGGUGCAAGAUUUAUAGCAAUCUUCAGCCCCACCCACGAAAAAUAAUUUUGCUUUGCUUAUUAUAGUAUAGUUUUUUUCUCUCUCCUGAUCUCACAGUAUUGUUCAAUCUGUCUUUGUGGCCAGGCGCAGUGGCUCAUGCCUGUAAUCCCAGCACUUUGGGAGGCCAAGGUGGGCAGAUCACUUAAGGUCAGGAGUUCAAGACCAGCCUGGCCAACAUGGUGAAACCCUGUCUCUACUAAAAAUACAAAAUUAGCCAGGUGUGGUGGUGCAUGCCUGUAAUCCCAGCUACUCAGGAGGCUGAGGCAGGAGAAUUGCUUGAACCCGGGAAGAAGAGGUUGCAGUGAGCUGAGAUCGUACCACUGCACUCAGGCCUGGGCAGUAGAAUGAGACUCCAUCUCAAAAAAAAACAAAAACAAAAACAAUCUGUCCUGUGGUUCCUGGGCACUUUGUGGUGUGGGAUUAGAAAAACAGAUUGGCGGUGGCUCAUGCCUGUAAUCCCAGCACUUUGGGAGACCAAGGCGGGUGGAUCACAAGGUCAGGAGUUUGAGACCAGCCUGGCCAACAUGGCAAAACCCUGUCUCUACUUAAAAAAUACAAAAAUUAGCUGGGUGGUGGCAGGCGCCUGUAAUCCCAGCUACUCGGGAGGCUGAGGCAGGAGAAUCACUUGAACCUGGGAGGCAGAGGUUACAGUGAACCGAGAUCGUGCCAUUGCACUCCAGCCUGGAUGACAAGAGCAAGACUCCGUCUCAAACAAAAAAAAAAAAGAAAAACAGAUUGAGAUACAGAACUGGGAAGAUGGGAACAAACGGAGGAGUGAAGGAAUCUUUUUGGUUUUUUUUUUUUUUUGAGCCAGAGUCUCGCUCUGUCGCCCAGGCUGGAGUGCAGGGGCGCGAUCUCGGCUCACUGCAAGCUCCGCCUCCCGGGUUCACACCAUUCUCCUGCUCAGCCUCCUAAGUAGCUGGGACUACAGGCGCCCACCACCACGCCCAGCUAAUUUUUUGUAUUUUUAGUAGAGACGGCGUUUCACCGUGUUAACCAGGAUGGUCUCGAUUUCCUGACCUUGUGAUCUGCCCACCUCAGCCUCUCAAAGUGCUGGGAUUACAGGCGUGAGCCACCGCGCCCGGCCAAGAUUCUUUUUUUUUUUUUUGAGAUGGAAUCUUGCUCUGUCGCCAGGCUGGAGUGCAGUGGCGCAAUCUCAGCUCACUGCAACAAUUGUGAUUGAGGUUCUUUUUAAAGCCCUUUGCAAUGUGUGAUUCUCUGAGUGCAGCUGAGCAGGACUGAACUGUGUGGAGCCCUAGAUAAGACUUGGGUUAUGGGUACGUGUUACAUGUUCUCCAUAUUGCAAAGUGUUUCUUUAAUCUCAUUUUACCCUCCUCACAUAACAGCUUCACGAUGGAGUCAAUUAGCAUAUGUAGCUGUUUCAUAGACAAGAAACUGAGGGCCACACAGCCAGUGCAGUGUGCUAGGGUUUUCUCUUUCUGCCCUACAGCUACCUGCAAACAGGCUCCUGCACAGGACUUCUACCCUUAUUUGCAUUUACCUCCUUGGGAUCAGUUGAAACACCCCUUCCACCACACAUCAACAUCCCCAGAUGCCUGCCCUUUCAGUCCCAACUGGACAGCUCCUUCAUUACCUUUUUCUGCUCAUGGCUUCCUUCCUUCAUCUAUUGUGGUUUCUAGGGCAGGAUGAAAAUCCUAAGUGUCACGCAACUGCCUCUGAGCAAAGAAAUCAACCCCAAUAACUGACAAGUUGUUUACACUGAGAGCUUCCUGGUGGAACCAAUAUUCUACAAUAUUUAAGCCAGGUUUGGUACCCCUUGCGGCAAGGCAAUGGGAAUGAUCAGGCCAGAAGAACUACCAGUUGUCUCAUAGCAAAGGAAUGUGGGGAGUGGGUGGGUGUGAGGACAAGAGGCAGAUAUGUGAGCUUCAGGGCUUUUGGAGGACAUGCAGCUAAUCCAGGUGGAAUCUGGGAGCAUGUCAUUCCCUUGCUGCAAUGGGCUCAUUUCAUGGUGGCUUUAUCUGCUGAGAUUACAUGGUGAUGCUUUGCCUGCUAGCCUAGACAGCAGGUCCUUAGGGACUGGAGGCCCAGCAGACUCCCUUUCAGGCCUCUGGAUUCCUGGAAGAGGAAGGAGCGUUCAAAGGUGAAUUCAAAGGUGCCUUCCAUCUGUGUAGGCAAAACAAUGUUACCAGCCACAGCGAUGGACUUGGAAGCAGCCAACAUGAGUUGAACAUGAACACAUGGAUGCUGAAGAUCCUUUCUUUCUCUCUUUAAAUUUUCUUUUUUUUUUUGAGAUGGAGUCUCGCUCUGUCGCCCAGGCUGGAGUGCAGUGGCGCUAUCUCGGCUCACUGCUAGCUCCGCCUUUGGGGUUCAUGCCAUUCUCCUGCCUCAGCCUC
This is a messenger RNA of Gorilla gorilla gorilla (western lowland gorilla), 5214 nucleotides long. RefSeq names its product phosphopantothenoylcysteine decarboxylase (gene PPCDC). The coding region runs from base 1382 to 2137 and encodes 251 amino acids. Gene Ontology annotation, biological process: coenzyme A biosynthetic process. The record is from RefSeq and is a predicted model, not a curated record. The transcript is spliced from 6 exons. Gene Ontology annotation, molecular function: FMN binding; phosphopantothenoylcysteine decarboxylase activity. Gene Ontology annotation, cellular component: phosphopantothenoylcysteine decarboxylase complex. NCBI's taxonomy places the organism in Eukaryota, Metazoa, Chordata, Mammalia, Primates, Hominidae.